Hermetia illucens (black soldier fly) is the source of this 8219-nucleotide messenger RNA. RefSeq names its product mediator of RNA polymerase II transcription subunit 26 (gene MED26). Gene Ontology annotation, cellular component: nucleus; core mediator complex; mediator complex. Gene Ontology annotation, molecular function: transcription coregulator activity. NCBI's taxonomy places the organism in Eukaryota, Metazoa, Arthropoda, Insecta, Diptera, Stratiomyidae. Gene Ontology annotation, biological process: regulation of transcription by RNA polymerase II; positive regulation of gene expression. The transcript has 4 exons. Bases 996 to 6590 code for a protein of 1864 amino acids. The record is from RefSeq and is a predicted model, not a curated record.
UUUGUGACUGUUGCUGUUGCUACCAGUCGCCGUCACACAAAACCUCGUUCGCAAGAACAGAACGCACAUUUUCGGGCUUGUGCUGUGUUAAAUUGCCCAUAAAAGCUAUUUAGCCUGCUUGGGUGUUUCUAAAAAUCGCAUCGAAUCGUACGCCAGGCCGUGCUGAAUUCGUUGCGAGUGCAGUACGGUCGGAUUUCGUGUCGGCAGCGGUGAAAAAUUCUGGUUAAGCAGAAAAUUUCCUCCCCGUCGCUGCUGUCAUCACCAAGCAAGCAACUCCGCACUAGAGGAACCACGGCGACACCACCAUUUAUCGUCGUGCUCCUUUCCUGGUGUACUGCUCUUGCUCUGCUGCUCGUUACCAUCGUCAUCGUUGCUCGUGCCUGCCUUGUUCGUUGGCCGCGAUUGCUGUGCGAAUCGGCCCCGGGAGUGAGUGAGUGCACGCGAGUGCUUAGUGUGUUGUGUCCGCUGGUUGUCUGCGAUUUGGCUCGGCUCGUCGUCUGUUCGCUUGAGCGAGCGCGCGUACGCGCCGUACGUCGAGACUUCGUUGCCGCUUUAGAAAUUUGUCGUGCGGGACUGUGCGAACGCCCGGGCGGAGCAUAAAAUGCUCUAGUUGAUGUCGCUCCCGCAAAUUGAAGACGCAUGGGAAAGAAGAGCGAUUUUCGCGAUUUGUAUUAAGAUUCGGCACGUGGCGACCCUGUUGCUGGGAACUCUGAACGCCGCCAUCAUUCGACUGGGAGGUGUGCAUUUAAUCGCACCAGGUUCGCCUCCCCCUCCAAGAGGAUCCUACGAGUGCAGGAACAAGGGAGUCGGACGUGAACAGUUUUUCGCAUCUCGCAGGCUCGCACGAAACCGAGAGAGUUGUAUCGCCAUUCGUUAUCAGAGUAUUGCUGUCGUUGCCGCCGCUUUCGCUUUUAUCGAGUGUGCGCGACCUCAUCUUCGUCAUCAUAAUCGCCAGAAACCGUUCCCCGCCGCCAUCCAAGGCUGGUCAGUUGUAAAUGAACAACCGGGCGAUCGCAAAUUUAACGCUACAAUUGCAGAAAUCACUGGAUAGCAAUUACGAUGUCGUUGAUAUGCAAACCGUUCUAUUCGUCAUACAACAACUUGAAAACACAACGAUUACUAAGGAACAAUUGGAGACCACCAGAUUGGCAAAAUAUAUCAAUGAAUUACGUCGUCGAACAUCGUCGGAAACGCUGGCACGCCGCGCAAAAAAUUUGCUUAAAAAAUGGCGCGAUUCUUUCAUGCCAACAUUUCAGCAACUGCCACCACCGCAAACGGCACCAUACGCAGCAGGAUCAGCCAACAACCCGGUCUUGUGCACACCACCAUUGGUUGCCGCCUCCAAUCAUAACCAAUCACAACAGCAGCAACCACAGCAUGCGAUUGUAGCGAAUAAUUUAUCAAUGAAUAGCAGUCAUACUACGAAUAAAAUCUCGACCGGAAGUGCCAACAAUAAUAAUAGCAAUACGAGUAGUAAAAACAAUAGCAAUUUAUCGAAUGGCGGAUUCUACCAACAGCAGACACAACAACAGUCGGUGGUCGGUUCACAACAACGGGUGGAUAUGUUGAAGACUCGGGGUACACGCGUAAUUUCCCCAAUGGUAUCGGGAGCUGCUGGCAUGAGUGGUGAUAGAAAACAGCAACAACCUACCAGUUUCGCAAAUGUGCUUAGUAAAAGUCAAAUGCCUGCAGCUCUUCCAGUUCAGCCUUCAACCGGAUACAAUUACUGCCGUUCUGAAUCGCCACUGCCAAAUAUAACGGCCGCCACGGCUAGCACUCAGCAAGCUACCCAUUCACGUCACCACCGACAAUCGCCGGUUAGCCUUUUGGACGACGAUUCGAAUCAUUCGCGACCACAACAGGUUGCAACAUCAUCUUCAAUGGUUAGAGCAGGUCUUCUCAAUGGUGAAAACAACUUGUUUGGUGUAUCUAACACCAGUGGGGUUGCUGGCGAUCUUCAUGAUUCCAAUUCUGUUUCAUUGGGCCUUGGCGCUGGGGUCGGUGGUGCCGCUGGGGUAAUGGACGAGCCACUAGGAGUGGUGCAAAAAGUGUAUUCAACGCCUCCUGUAAAUGCAGCUAUAGCGGAUAUUUGCUCUUCAUCGAGUAGCCAUCGUAAAAGUAAGAAACAUAAAAAAGAUAAGAAACGCAACAAACAAAGUCCAGAUAAACCGCCGCCUACCUCAGAACUAGCCACCCAAUUGAAGUCGCAUGCGAAUUCUCAAGGUGCAGCUUCAUUCCUUAACCAGUAUGUGGGCGAAUUUAGGCCAAUGGGCGGCGGUGACGACGAACUACACAAUACCACUAUUAGUGGAACGGUCUUCCCUCCACAUGAUAGCCUUUCGAGUAGCUCCAUGAGCCGGUUUCCGAGUAAUAUCAGUACCAACACAAUGACCAUGCAGAAUAGUAGUCCUUUAGUAGUUUCCCACAACGAUAUUGGUGGGCAGUCUGCUCCCAGUGAUUCAGAUCUAACUUUUGCUGGGAAAUUCAAGAAUAGCAACAACACGGGUUUCAGUAGUAUCAUAGCUGACAAUGCCACUCAUUCUGCAAUGAAAAAAACUUACUCGGACUCGUCGGACGUAGUGGUCGUCGAAAGUCGCAGCUGUUCUCCAUUCACAACAGGACAAAUGGGCCCUGAGGACAGUUGUUCUUCAUCUAGUCGUGCAACACUAGCAACAGAAACACUCCAGUUGAAUGCAGACAGCAAUCCAGAAGCCAUCAUUGCGUCGAAGAGUAUACAGUCACAACAACGAUUACAGCAGCCCCAAACAGGUCAGCAAGAUCACGGUUUGAAUUCCAAAAGUGUAACGGGAACAGCAAAUAUUCCCUGUGAUGAGUCAUCUUCGACAGUAGUUACUGAACAACAAAAUGCCGACACAGCAACAACGAUAGCACCGAAAAAACGUGGUCGAAAGAAAGGUUCACGGGGCUUUGAUGCAGUUAUUGCUCAAACUCAUGCCUUGCUCAACGUAUCAAUGUUUGAACGGCCCCGACUCCUGCUCGGCAGUAAAAAAGUCAAAACUACCAAAGAACUUUUGGCUGAUAUACAGAGUAGAAAACUAGGUUCGUCAGCGACAUCAUCGCCAACAUUAGCGGCUAGUCGACAAUCGGUAUCACCGUCAACUUGCUCAGAAGCUUCUUUCCAGUCAGACCUCACCAAUACGAGAGUUUCUCUGCUAAAUACUCGUUCUUCUCCUGAGCUUGUAGGGACACUAACAAAUUAUCGACAAUCUGAUAUCGAUGACGUAAACUCCACGACGGAUUCAAAUGAUGCCAAACCACCACCAUCACUGGACCGUAAAAUCGGUGACAUAAAUAAAGCUGGGCCAUUCCUUUCGUCUGUUGACGAAUACCUGCACAAUCUGAUGAAGCAGCUGCCUCCUAUAAACUAUUCGAAACUGAAUCAAAUUGAUUCAGAUUUUGUAUGUACUUGUACAGUGCGCGCUGUAGAACUGGUAGUAGAGUCACCGAAGAAGGAAGUCGUUAUAAUCAAAUCAGAGGACGAGGAAGAUCAUCUGGUGCGCGCAGGAGGUGACGGAUCCAAUUCAAAAACGCACUUAGUGAAAGGAGAUAUACAGUCCGAUUCAUCAUUAUCUGUGCUGAACGCUGCCACAAUAGGAUCUAUACCUUCGAUGAUUGCAGAAACCUGCUCAACUGUCAAAAAGUCUCCUAAGAAACCAGUUAAAUCGAUUUUUGAUUUGGAUUAUGACGAGGACAAUGACCCUCUUCAUAGUUUCGUGGAAGCGGCCAAGUUACGCUUAAGUCAGAAGGCUGCGGAUGUAGAGGGCGCAGUUCUUAGUCGGCAGCAAACCGGAUCAGAUGGCCAUAACGCUACUAGUGAAGCGGGAGGCAACUUUAUAGCUGUGAAUAGUAUAGGCAAAUCAGAUCAUAUUAUCAGUAGUAGUAGUCCAGUAAUUUCGAUAGUAGCUCCUUUUUCGGCUGUAGCAAACGCUGUUUCUCUCCCUGCGCCUCCAGUUCCGCAGUCUACAUUUUUGGAUGGUUCUAUGCCACCCGAUUUACCACCACCCUCAUUUCCACAGUACGAGGUUGUGGAGGAUCCAAAUUGUGCUGCAAAAAAUCGUUACGAGAUCCAAACGAACUGCAUAACCAAGCAUCAUAUAGAUAUACUUCACAACUGUUACGUGAAAAACGUGAAUGGCAACUGGAACGCGCCCGUGCCCAUGUCGGCGGAACACAGGAAGCGAUUGCGUAGAUACUAUUUGAAAACAAAAGGGACCGCCGCUACCUCUACCGUUACCACAAUUAACGGCAAUGAUGUAAUUGAAAAUAAUACAUCCGGAAAAUGCAGCAGCUCGUGGGUAACUGAUGAAAAGUUUCUGGAGGCUAUUCAAUUCGGUGGAAGUUCAAGCGGCGAUGAAGCACUCUAUGAGCGUGUUGUGCCGCAAUACGAUCACAUCAUCAUGGAUAGAGUAGUUAAAGAUUUAAGUGAAGUGAAAUUUACACCAAACUACAUGAGAAAAAAGUUACGGCGACUGAAACGGGAAAAAGAGCGAACUGCAGCUUCAUCUUCUGUUAAAAGUGAGACAAAUUUAUGCAAUAAUAAGCAAAAUAGCGUUAGUGAAAGUAUGACAACGGGAAAACGUAAACGAUCCCGUACAUUAUCAGGCAAGGACACAACGGACUGUAAUAGCGAUGAAGAUGGCGUUGGCGCUGCUAAUGGGGAGAAACACAAACAUCAAAGACGUAAAAAGCAUAGCAAAGUACGAGAAACCAAUUUAGAGACUAGUACUAAUGUAGAUAUUAAUUUAAGCAGAAAUAAGGUAAAAUGUGCGGCAAUUCGUCCAGCCGAGGAGGGUGUCGAUAAUGGUGAAGGUCGAGAAGAUAGAAAUAAUCAAAUAUUCACAUCGGAUAAUCAUAAACCAAACAGAUUUAGCGAUACAGAUAAUGCGUGUGAUGUUGAUAUCUCACAGACGCCAGUUACUACAUUGCAUGGAUCGCCAAAGUCUGAAGAGCGACUCACUACGGAUCUGGAGAACAUUCACGAUCUCCACAACCAACGACAAAUUCAAAUGAACCCUCAUGCUCUGGUCCAUGAUGAAGCAAAACGGAGAAAACUUGGGCUCGACUGGGACCUGGAUCUAAAUCCGGACCUGGGUAUGGGCAGAGUCAAUAAGACUGACGACGACGAUCAUCAUGUUCAUAAGAAGGACACCGUCGAUGUAACACUUAUCGAAUCCUCUAGUAAUAGUAGUAAUAGCUGUACUAGUAAUAUAAACAAUAACAGUGGCGAUAAAAUUAAGGAGAACAAUCAGUUAGUAAUGACGUCAAUGUUGAAUGAGGAUGCGGGGGAGGGAAGUAAUUCGCACGAUUACUCUUAUUAUAGUGGAGAUGGGGAUACUGAUAUGAUAGACGCAGAUGGUGGUAUGGACGAUGAUGCCGAUGAAGACGCCGAUGAUGAUGAAUAUGAUGAUGAAGAUGAGGACUAUGAUGAAGACGACCAUAAUAACGAUGAAGAGCACGAAGUAGUCACACACGACAUGACGUCCUCUACCUCAACAACUAGUCAGCAGCAUAUCGUUUUGACGAUCAAAAAGAAAAUUUCCAAGUCAGCGUCUAGUCAUGGAAAGUCGGUCGGUAAUGAUACCGGGAAGGUGUCACCUCUGCGGCUCACUGCUGCAACGAUCAAUCUGGAGGAUAAACGAGAUAAGAACGAAGAGCAGCUUUCCAUCAUAACUUCAUCAGAGACCCCAACAACUAUAAAGAUACGUCGUAAAAAUCAUCAUCAGCAGAAGGCUAAUCAGUCAACAAAGGAGCAGGAGUCACAACAAAGUCGACAUACAAUAUCGGACAUAGAUUAUGGUGAUAACAACAAUAUUAAGAUUGCAAUCAAUCCUAUUUUGCAUAGUGAAGACGGAGGCAACCGAAAGAUAGAUGAGGCGAAAGAAACCAGCGAUAGUACGAUAUUGGACAAGGAAAGUAUAGAAGCAAGUGAAUUUAUUCGUGGUCAAGAUGAGCCCACCCAAAAAUCGGUGAAUUGUGGUAGCACUGUCAAACCUAGCACUGACAAUCAUACGAGUUUGCUUAUUCAACAAGCUGAAUUGGGAGAUGAAGGUACCUGUGAAGUCAAAAUGGAACACGUCGAUCGUCAAUCCCCAAUUUUUCCAUCAGCCGAUGAUAUCAAACAGGAAGCAAUGCCUCUUCAAUUAGAUCGGGAGGAGAAUUGUAAUAAAGACCAAAAACAAGUCCAGACUGCUCGUUCAGACGUAGCUAGUGACACUGAUGAUGACAAUGAGGGCGAUUGGCAAUCACUUCCAAAGGAAAACAAUGGUUUAUUGGCAUCAUUCAAUGAACUAAAUGAUGAUAACUAUUUGGGUCUGCGUGUAAUCCCGAAAACAUGCGAUCCCCCAAACACUUCCCCCCUCUUUGAUACCUUAUCAGUUACUACCGGCAGAACAACUCACAAUACAGCAACAGAUACAACAUUGGUAUCACCACCUACUUGCAAAGAUAUGGACGCUCAAGGACAGCAACAAUAUCAGGUACAAGACUUUAAGGAGUGGCAUGAAGUUCUGCAGGUCCCUUCAUAUAACGAUGAAUUAUUAACCAUUUUGCCUUAUGUAGUUAUCGAUUGAUUAAUUUAUAAAUUAAGUGGAUUUACACAAGUAAAAUUGAAGGAGAUUAUAAGGAAAACGAGAGGUGAAUUGUAGGAACCCGAAGAACAAGGAAGCAAAAAAUCAUAGUGUGUAUUAUACGUAUAUAUAUAAAUGGAUAUAUUUAAAGAUUUUCACGAUGUGUAUAUAUGUAUUGAAUAUAGAUUUCUAUAUAUACAUGAGCGGUCGUGUGUAUAUAAGGAAAGAUAGGGAAACACUGAAAACGGAAAAUACAAAAAUAACGCAGAUAAUUGCAAGAAAGAUUGAGUAAAAAAAGAAAUCAAAUUGCUCCUGUUAUAUAUAUAUAUUAUUUAAUGCUUAUUUCCCUUAUUAGACAACGGAAUCACUACACAUGCUCCUGAACGUAAAAUAUAUAUCUGAAUCAUAACCAGAAACGGAAUAUCAUGUAAAUAUUGGCAAAAUGACGCAUUUCAAUCUACCAAUCACGUAUGUGCAUACUUCAAUAAUUGUUCCUCACAAUUAUUUCCUUUUACUUGUGUUAAGUGCUAUAUACGUUGAUUGCUUCAGUUUUCCGUCUUUUUACAUAUCCUAACCCUCUUAUCCAUUGUUUUAUAAUUGUUUUCAAUCUACGCCCAAUAUUAUAAAUCUGUUUCCAUAUUUUGUAAUGUUAUUUUUGUUAUGUGUUCUCCAGAGAUGUUAGAUAUUUAUAUAUCAAGAGAGGAGUACAGUAUAUUAAUUUAUAUAUUCAAGAGCGUGAGAUAUAUAAAUUAGAACAGGAUACCUAAAAACAAAGAUGAGUAGAGAAGUAUAUAAGGGAAAAAAUAUGAAAAAAUAGAAAAUUAAUUGUAUUUCACUUUCGUAGUUGAUUUGAGUUUUCAUAAAAGUGGCACGUUCGCGAAAUUUCUAAAUCUCAGAAAGUUGCUUUGUAUUUCCUUUUUUGUACAACAAACCUUAGGUCGAUACCUUCAUUAGUCUUCUCCCUCGAUACAUGGAAUAGCAAAGAGACGCGGGGGUUUCUUUAUCUCGAAAUGUACAGGUUGCAGUUGGAUAAUAUUUUAAUACGCUUCCUUCAAUCUUUACACUGCGGCAAUCCUGAGUUGCAUUACAUUUAAGGCGGAUACAUUAAAUGGUAUUUUCACUCUUCAUCCGAAAAUUUACAAUAUCCUUGUGUACCUUUCACGAACAGAAGCCUAGUGGUCGGCAAGACUUCUUGAUAAGAUUCACCACUUCAAGUAUGGGGAAGUCUGUCGACAGUUUGGCUAGUUUAAAAGUUUUCAUCUCAAGUAUUUAUCCAUUGGAAGAUGAAACAUACACACGCGAGGCCAGAAGGAACGUGAAUACAAACAAAUCAACAAUUUAGUCAAAUUCGUAAUAACGGUUUUUAUAAAUAUGUAAAUAAGUUAUUUUAUAAAAUGAAAUGGAAAAUAUAUGUGAGUAAAGUCAUCGGUUAAAUCUUCAUACCAUAAAGAAAUAUGAGAUGUAUUAUUAUCAGAUUUUAGACAAAUCGAGAAAUCAACGUGUUGGUCUUAUAUGAAGAAAACAAGAAUAAAAGAUAAACCCAUUACGCGAAUAUUUAGAAGAGAUACAAAAAUGUCAAAAUAAAAAACAAGAAACUAUGAACAACAAUAUAUUUGCGAAUAUAUAAACUGA